AUGGCCUACUUAACCAAUCUUUCCAACUUGCUUUGCUUUUUGGUCUUUGGAACUUUAAUGUACCUAUGUACUGGUACUCUAGAAUUAGAAGCUAGGGAAGCUACUGGGCCUGCUAUCAAUCCAUCAUGGAUGCCGCCGCGAUCGUACUAUAUGAUAACUCUUUUGAGUUCCGUCACGACUGCAUUGGCGGGUGCUGCCACCUAUAUUACUCCGUGGGUCGAGAAACUUGUGAGUUCUAGCCAUAAAAGCAAUACAAGUAGUAUAACACGUGUGUACGGCAACUACGAAAAUGUUCACUAUAAAGUAACAUUUAUCGGGGAGGACUGCGACCAGAUAAAUUACAAUUUAAUCCCCGAUCAACAAAUGAAAAGGACGAGUUAUAGCUUUAAGAAAGCAUAA
Molecule: messenger RNA, 399 nt
Organism: Babjeviella inositovora NRRL Y-12698
Lineage: Eukaryota; Fungi; Ascomycota; Pichiomycetes; Serinales
Exons: 1
Coding region: 1-399 (132 amino acids)
Source: RefSeq, a predicted model, not a curated record